AAUGCACUGCUCCCGUUCGGUUUACCCCACAAACAAUAAUGGCGUCGAACGAUGAAGAUGCGACUGCUAGCAAAUCUGCUUUUGCCGAUAGCCAGGGGGAGAGAAAAUCUGCUGCGGUGUCGUUUGGUUUCACUAGGACAGUAAAUAAAUUUAAACCGGUCGCCGGCGGAACUCCGACCACCAAAGUUGAAAAAGAUUACUUGACCGGAAUUGAUAGGAAUGAAUUACAGAGUACAAAACCGACCGAGAAGCCCAAGGAGCUCAUUAUCCCCCUGAUCCAAAAGAACCGCUGGCACCCAGUGGGCCAGACCCGGCAAGGAAACGAGAAGUCGGAGGCCCCUGUCAGUGACAAGGAUUCUGUGGAGUCUCAGGCUGUGAAAGAACUGAUUGAAGAUUCACGGAGGCAGCUGGAAUUGUGGCAGAAUGGGCCUCAGCCAGACAGCAACACCAACCUCUCCAUCCCUCUGCUCAUGCAAAACAAGGUACCAGAUGGCUUUGAGGACGGAGAUCACGUCAAGGUGGACCUGCGGCCUGAAUCUUCGACAGAGGCAGACUAUGAGAGCGUCCCCGUUGAGGCCUAUGGACUGGCUAUGCUGAAAGGGAUGGGUUGGAGGAAAGAAGAAGGGAUUGGACGAACAUUUAAACAAGACGUGAAGCCAAUCGAACACCAGCUCCGACCAAAAGGGCUGGGCCUCGGAGCCGAUCGUUCAGCAGUAAAGGAUCUAGAGCCAAACAAGCGUCAGCGACCCCCGAAGCCAGGCGAGGAGCAAGCUAAAGAGGAGGAACUAGCGAUGGCUCCUGGAGGCUUUGUUUUGGUGGAAUCUGGGGCCCAUAAGGACCUUUACGGCAAAAUAGAAGGCGUGGAUGCAGACAACGCCCGAGUUGUAGUCAAGCUGGCCAUUGGCGGGAAGGCAGUGACCAUCAGCCAGCAUGGGGUUAAACUGGUUGGAAAGAAAGAAUACGAAAAAUACAGCAAAGAUCUCAGCCGGCUUAGUAAGGCCCAUAAAGACAAGGAAAAGGAGAAAGAGCGACAAAGACAGAGAGUUGAGGAGGAAGGAAAGAGUAGCAGCAGAGACAAAGGGAGGGAUGAAGGCAAAGAGGAGAGGAAGAGGAAACACAGAGAAUCCAGCCGAGACAGAGAUAAGCCACCAGUGAAAGAAGCCAAGCAAAGAACAGCGCCCCCAUCCUGGCUCCGGAGAGACCUGAAAGUCCGCUUUAUAGACAAGGCUUUCAAAGCAGGCAAAUAUUACAACUCAAAGAUGCGAGUGGAGGAUGUCCUGACGCCGCUUACCUGCCAGUGUCGGACGGAAGAGGGGGGACUGUUAGACGAUGUGAAGCAGGACAUGUUGGAAACCAUCAUCCCUAAAGGAGAAUAUGACACCGUAAUGGUUGUACUGGGUGAGCACAGAGGACAGGUGGGUCGCAUUCUUCAGCGGGAUAAGAACAAGUGCAAAGCGAUGGUGCAGCUCGACAGAUAUGAGGAGAAAUUGUUCAGUCUGGAUUAUGACUCCAUUUGUCAGUAUGUGGGAGCCUCAGACCACUGAACUCAAGCUUCACUUUGGAAUCCCGAUCUCGUUAUUUUGUAAUAUUCAAAGAUGAGUUUAAAGCAAUGUAACCUUUUAUAAUAAAAGUAUCAAAAAUUAAA
Molecule: messenger RNA, 1645 nt
Organism: Cyprinodon tularosa
Lineage: Eukaryota; Metazoa; Chordata; Actinopteri; Cyprinodontiformes; Cyprinodontidae
Gene: gpkow
Product: G patch domain and KOW motifs
Exons: 11
Coding region: 39-1544 (501 amino acids)
Biological process (GO): mRNA splicing, via spliceosome
Cellular component (GO): spliceosomal complex
Molecular function (GO): nucleic acid binding
Source: RefSeq, a predicted model, not a curated record